Paecilomyces variotii is the source of this 3026-nucleotide messenger RNA. Its product is annotated as fungal-specific transcription factor domain-containing protein. Gene Ontology annotation, biological process: DNA-templated transcription. The record is from RefSeq and is a predicted model, not a curated record. The transcript is spliced from 2 exons. Gene Ontology annotation, molecular function: zinc ion binding; DNA binding. The coding region runs from base 320 to 2836 and encodes 838 amino acids. NCBI's taxonomy places the organism in Eukaryota, Fungi, Ascomycota, Eurotiomycetes, Eurotiales, Thermoascaceae.
CGAACGGGGAAAUGGUGCAGCGACUGAUGAGUCCCAGUGUGAUGGGGCCGCACCCAAUUGCCAUAACUGCCAGAAGAAAGGGAAAGAGUGCAGAUACCAGCAUGGAGACGAUAAGCGGAAGUAGGUCUCUGUCCAAGUUCCUCUUCCUAUCUGCGCGGGGUUCUGGUUGUGUGGGUGGCACAAUCAGGAGCCGCAUUGAACAGAGUCUCCAUCACCCAGUAUCCAUGCAGUCUCUGAUUGGAGAUAUCUCGUUCUGUAGGUCAUCGUUGCUGACCGUUCCCUCAGAGUGUCACUUCGCGCUGCAACAGAGUUGUUCUCCAUGAGGAUCGAUGAACUCUGCCAAUAUAUCUAUGAUAAAGGGCUAGAACCUCCCCCCAUGAAGCCCGAGGACGAAGCAGCAAUGAACAGGGUUCUAGACACCCUUCAAAUUCCUCGGGGCCAGGCGCAGAAACGUCGGGGUAGUUCAAAGCCUACGGAUGCUACCGACACAUUGUCUAGUGCCUUCCCUUUAUCUUCAAAUCUUUCAAAUAAUACACUGCCGAUCGUGCCACGUGUGGGUGGCAUGGAUUCCCAACCGUCUUCUGUCGCCCCUACCUCGAACAAGCUUACUCUUCCAGCGACAAGUGGGAGAGGUUCUGGCCUGGGGAUGAUUGGUGGAUUCGAAUCGCAAUUGGGUACCUCGAAUUGGAACUUUGCGCUCCCGAACGCGGAGAGUCUAGAUAGUAUAUACGCAAACAUUGAUCGAGCAAGCAGUGGAUCCGCAGACACAAGUGGAGUGACGAGUCCGGAAAGUCUGCCUUUGGGCCAGGAGUUACCGCAGCUGUCUGGAUCUGCACUCGGACAAGGCCAGACUGAUCCUUUCUCCGAGACGGAUAGUGGGGAUGAGGCAGAAAAUGAGGUCAUUGAGCAGCUCUCUUCUCGACUGGGAACUCUGAAAAUAGCGGGAGAUGGACAUCUGCGAUACUACGGGCCGACUUCGAAUCUCAACCUUAUUGAUGUGUCUCCCACCGAGCAGAGACCGCGGCCGGACACCCGGACUGUCCGACAAGAUGGCCAGGAGAUUUUAAACCACCUGCGGAUCGGGCAGGCAGUCGAUCAAGCCCUGGAAGACCAUUUUGUUGAGCUCUACUUUGCCUGGCAGAAUACUAGCUCUCAUGUAGUGGAUCGUGAAGUGUUUUUGGAGGCGAGAUCAAAAUGGAGGAAUGAAUACGACGAUACGCCCUUCUAUUCUGAGGUCUUAACGAAUGCAAUGUGUGCUCUAGGAAGCGCAUUCGAGGCGCGCUAUCAUCCAACAUUCAUCACGUUCCCGAAAUCACUUUCGGAAUUCUUUGCUGAUCGCGCCAAGACUCUGCUUGAAAUCGAGCUGGACUCCCCAUGCGUUGCGACUGUUCAGGCGCUGGCCAUUCUCAGUAGUCACGAAGCAGCUUCUAACCGUGACGCUCGUGGUUGGCUGUAUAGCGGAAUGUCAAUGAGGCUCGCAUUCGACCUCGGUUUGCACAUCGACAUGUCACCAUAUGUUAAGAAGGGAGACCUCAGCGAGCGCGAUGCAGAAGUUCGUGGCAUGGCUUUCUGGGGUAGCUAUAUCGCAGAUCAUUUCUGGGGCUUCUACUUGGGACGACCCUUCCGCAUGAACGCUGGAGAUAUUACAGUACCGAGACCGGCUUCGCACCCUAGUAAGAUGAGGGUUGAAACCUGGUAUCCUUACGGGGCUUCAGAUUCCUCCAAUCUGACGAAGGUCGGUCUGAGGAGUCCAACAGACUUAAUUACCAGACAGUUCGUGCUCCUGUGGGAGAUGAUAUCCCCAGUGGGCCAUAUUCUCUACGGCUGUGCAAAUAUCCCAAAGCAUGACCUGCAAAGAUUGAACUACAAAGUCACCGAAGACCUUUUCGCAUGGAAGCGAAAUCUACCUUCAGAGCUUCAGAUCGAUCUCGACAAUGAUACGGCUCCGCAGUUACCACAUCUCCUGAUGUUACACAUGCAAUAUCAUCAGAUAGUCAUCUUCUUCCACCGUCCAUGGGUCUCGAAGAGCUACAUUCAGCCGUCCAACCCGCGUCAGGGUCCUGGCUACCUCCACGCUCGAAGAAUGUGCAUUGAGUCAGCCACGGCUGUUGCCAAGUUACUUCGCCUAUAUGAGAAGUACUACACCUUCCGUCGUAUCAACAACCAAGUGGUAGCCAUCAUAUUCACCGCUGCCCUAAUGCUUAUAUUUGUCACAAUCUCGACUUCUGCGCAAAGUCCUGGCCGGACAAGUGGCAUCAGUAAACCUGAAAUGGUCGCACACUUGAACGUAUGCUUCCGCGCGCUAGACGAACUGGGGCAGUCAUUUGAUAAUGCAAAGCGAACAAGAGACUUCUUGGUCAGCUUGCAGCGCAGGUGGCAGAACCGCAUGCGCAAGUCCGGCUCAGCAGCUAAGCGUUUGCUGAGUUCAUCUCAGAUGGGACCGCAGAUAAAGACAGGCCCUAGUACUGUGAGCCAGGAGGCUGAUCCGUCAGAAUCGAGGAAAAGGUUUCGAAGCAGUGUAUCCAACGCGAACCAGGAAGCCGCUAUACCGUCGUCCUCUACCGUUCCCGUUGCGUCUGCUGGCGCCCUUCCCAGACAUCAGCAACCCCCAUCCCAGCCUCAGCCUCAACAACAAACUCUCCCACCCGACAGCGUUGACAUGGAAUGGUUACGAAACAGUGACCUCCGCGUCCUUUCUGAUGACCUUAGUGAAGGAUUGUAUCAACAGCAAGCCACCUUUGAUACCACCCCACCGCUUCCUAGUCUCGCAGACAUAGAGCCUUGGUGGGACUCGCCCAAUGCCGCGUUUGGGAGGUCCUCGUUUGAUGGAACUUAAUGACUGGAUUUCGUCUUACCUUUCUGUUACGAAUUUUAUAGAUAGCGGUGCUUUUGUCACAUCUCUCGAUUUUCGAUCGAAGAGUACGUACGAUAGGCCACGUUACGUCAUUUGGGGACGGACGACAUGGCACCGGUUUUAAUGCGAUGAAUUCCUUGCUAUAUGUUUUAUCUUAUGUUGAGCUACUAUC